AUGAAGGAUAGUAAAGCUGUGUACGUGACGAAGAACUUGAAAGUCUACAAUCGUAACGUUGCGUUGUAUCCGAGCGAAAUUAUAAAUCAAAGUUGCCUUAAAGAGUAUGAGUUUUGCAGAGAUUUUUCCUGCCAAUUCGACAAUAAGACGGACGUACUUUGCACUUGUAGAAAGACUCGAAAGAGAUAUUAUUUAUCCCACGACGUGUACCGAGCGCAGGAAAGAUAUCCCGCUUGGAAGAGUUUCACAGAGAUCGGCGUCGGUAGUGUAAAGACAUUGCCGAAACAGAGAACGAAAAGAAUUUAUUUGCCAGAGACUCGGGAUAAAGGCAUUGGUUCUUCUGACUUGUUGCUGGAGCGACAACAUAAACACUGCGAAUACAGCUAUUAUGAACAAAAAAGGACUUCAUCUAAAUGCGUCGGUGGUAUUUUAGACACUAACAUGUCCGUGGUUAAUCAAAAGCUAUCCCCAAUUGUCCAGACAAAAUCGGGUACGACGAGCCCAGUACCCGCAACAGUUUCAGCCCCUACGUUAGAUCUAGAUGUAAACAGCCCUCAGAAAAAUAAGAUCAAAACUCAAACACAAAUAAUCGAUCCCAAAAUAUGUAAGAGAAGUAAAGACAAGCUUAUGAAACAAGUGACACGAGAAAUAGUGCCAAAAAAUGAAGUCGUGGGAAAAAUAAAAAUUACAGUUAACCAACAAGCAAGAAUCGAAAAAGAUUAUUCAUCGGAUUCCUUAGUUCAACAUAUACAUAAUUUGGAAAAUCCUAGCUUUGACAAACAAAGCAAAACAUCCUUGGAUCCUAUGGAAAACAAACUUGAAAGAGAGUAUAGGAAAAUGUUUGCUACUGAAAAUAAUGAGUCUGUAACUAAAACUAGCAUGGAAAAGCCAAGUUCGGACCUAAAAAGACCAUCUGCCUUACGUAGACGUUUCGAGAGUUUGAGAAAAGGUAUAUGCAAGAAGGAAGAUUCUACCAAGGAAGCUGUCGUAGAUAAGAUAGGCAGCCGCAAGAGUAUUUUAAGCAGAAAGGAUGUAUCAAUAGCAUCUGACCCACCGUCACUUGAAGCUAAAUCUUAUUCGAAUACAAAAAUAUAUAGUCCUUAUACGUCAUUUACUCAGCCAUAUAAAACUUAUAAUCCCACUGUAACAAUAAAGAAGUCACCAGAAAAAAGGCAAGGACCGAGUGGUAAUUGGUCUACUGACAUCGUCGACAGUGAGUGCCAAAGCGUAAGAGGUAUGUUUAAGUUAUGGGGUAAAAAGUUUAAUUUUGAAGAAGAUAAUUACAAAAAAACCAUUCAAUAUACUGGUAAGACACCAGAGAAUGUAGUAGAAAUAAUCGUUCCAGAUAAACGUGGAAAGGAGAAAAAGGGCAGCAAGAGAUUUUUCUUUUUUUAA
Leptosia nina is the source of this 1395-nucleotide messenger RNA. NCBI's taxonomy places the organism in Eukaryota, Metazoa, Arthropoda, Insecta, Lepidoptera, Pieridae. The record is from the annotation of a GenBank genome assembly.